UCUCUUCCGGCUAACAUGACCCGAGACGACCAUAGUGGCCGACGCCUCGCGCGGGCAGAAGCCUUGGCUCGACACUACGGCCACAAAUUCGGAGUAUUCUACGUGGACGCCUCCGGCCCGCACCACGGGGGUUGGUACACGGCUGCGGUCGUCCACCAAAACACCGCUGUAAACGGACUCACCUUCCGUGCACAUAACAUUACGCACGUGGAGGAGAUCGCCAUCACACUAGCCGCCGCAGAUCAGGACUCAAGGGUCAUCAUCACCGACUCAAGGGGUGCCUGUCGCAAUAUAGAACAGGGAUACAUUCCGUACCUUGCCUAUAAAAUUUUGCAGAACAGCAGCUACCUAGGUGCCCCCGCGCACCGAACGAUCAUAUGGGCUCCGGCUCACACGGGCCUCGAUGGUAAUGAGACGGCCGAUGCCGCUGCCCGCGCGCUCACUCUCCGGGCACCAUCCUCGUCCCCUACCGAUCCGGACCUCGAACCCAAUCCCGCCUACACCUUUAAGGAGGUCACACAAUUUUAUCAAUCCGGCCAUAAUAUCUAUCCAAAACCCUGUAAAGGCCUCACGAAGGCGGAGGAGCGAAUCCUCCUUCGCCUUUAUACCAAAACUUUAUUGUGCCCGGCAAUUAUAAAACACUUUGACCCCGCUUGCACGGGGAAGUGCCCGCAUUGUGAGGAAAAUUCCUGUGACAUUUUCCACAUGGUGUGGGCAUGCCAAAAAACCCCAAACCUUAUUCCACUACCCAACCCUUCGCGGGAGGACUGGGAGGCAGCCCUGCUCGGCUGCUCUGACCUGACGGCCCAACGGGCCUUGGUCGAGCGGGCCCGGGCCGCGGCCAUCGCCAAUGGGCUCCCGUAAGAGGGAGCCCACCUAGUGUUUGUACGGGGCGGCCCCUUAAGGACCGCUCCCACCCUCCCUGUAAAUAACAUCUGUAAAUAAAUGUUUUCCAGCAGCAGCA
Rhipicephalus sanguineus (brown dog tick) is the source of this 964-nucleotide messenger RNA. RefSeq lists its product as uncharacterized. Gene Ontology annotation, molecular function: nucleic acid binding. The record is from RefSeq and is a predicted model, not a curated record. NCBI's taxonomy places the organism in Eukaryota, Metazoa, Arthropoda, Arachnida, Ixodida, Ixodidae. The transcript has a single exon. The coding region runs from base 16 to 864 and encodes 282 amino acids.